AUGAAAGAGAAUGCUUACAGUGCUUGCAACACAAAGGUGAACACCAGUGAUCAGAAUGCUGAUCGAACGACUAUGUUCUCCGAACAUCAAUUAGUCUUGCUUUGCUAUGCUACCUUAAAGGCACAACACGAAAUUGAUGAUGUUAAGAUCUCUCCAAGAAAAGAUAUGGCUAGAGAUGUAGAUCACGAGUGCGGUUGUGAUCAAGCUCAGUUUCCCCUAAUUGCUCCAAAAGACAGCGUGAAAAACGGCCUCACGGAUCGAAUUUUUCAACGAGACACACAAGAACGUGUGAAGUAUGCGGGCGCACGCAUGAACAUCUGUAAGCGAGCAAACAAUUAA
Messenger RNA from Necator americanus (New World hookworm), 339 nucleotides. RefSeq lists its product as uncharacterized. Bases 1 to 339 code for a protein of 112 amino acids. The record is from RefSeq and is a predicted model, not a curated record. Lineage: Eukaryota; Metazoa; Nematoda; Chromadorea; Rhabditida; Ancylostomatidae. The transcript has a single exon.